GGGUAUUUAGUUGAUAAGUCACAAGUGAAGCGAAGCGUCCGCAUGAUUUAAUAUGAGCAACGGCGCAGGGCCUAACUGUAUCCCCUUCCUACUUCCAUCAUGUUCGUAUGCCUCAUUCAAUUCCCUCGAGCGAGUUGCGAGAGAUUCGAGCGCGACUGAGAGAAAGGGAAGGAGGAACGGCGCACACCAAAAGUAGGCGCGUGCGAAAGGGCAACAUCUCUUCACUGUUUCAGGUGCGUAGCGACGCCUCCCCUUUGUUUCUGAGCUAUCACUCCGCGCCCGCGUUGCGGCCUCCCUGGUGGCCACGUCGUCUCGCGCUUCAACUUUGGGUCUUUCGUCUCCAAAAUUAGCUUCAGCGAGUCGGCCUCCACUAGGCACUCCUUGUUGCGGAAAGAGACGGGGCCACACUUGUGGCGCCUGCAUUCAUUGCCCUCUAGGGCGCAGGUGACAGCAGCACUACUGCGCUUUUUCGCGCCGUGAAUACAUGGCGACGCCCUUCACGGCAAUCGUGUGGACAGGGUGGCAGCAGGCGCUAUAUCAAUAAUAUAAUGCCAGGCUUGCUACCUUAUAGCUUGCUUCUGUAGUUUGUCUACUUAGAUGGUUAACAUGUCUUGCGUCUGUUUUAAAUGUUGAUCAGUUUUGUGCAGUGCAGUGAUAAAUCACAAGCGAAGCGACGCGUCAGCUUGAUCUAUAUUAUUAUCAAUGGCGCAGAGCCUAACUGCAUCCCCUUGCUACUUCCAUCAUGUUCGUGCGCCUCAUUCAAUUCUCUCGAGCGAGUUGCGAGAGAUUCGAGCGUGAGAGAAAGGGCAGGAGGAACGGCGCACACCAAAAAUAAGCGCGCGUGAAAGGGCGACACCUUUUCCCGACCCUUCAAGUGAGUACGCUACUCCCAAGCCGAAGCAAAUGGACUGCUCCCGUUCCGUCUUUGUCACCUUAAUGAUAGCACUUAACUGCUACGCUGACCCCUAUCAUCUAACUUCUACGCUUCCUCAUGUCAGUCGCCUUAUAACUCUUGCACCAUUCUCGCGCCAUCGGUAACGCUCUUCACUUUAAAAAUAAUUGAUCACUCUCAAAGAUGAACGCGCCCCCACUUUCUCCGACGAGAUUGCACGAGGAGCAAGGGCAUAGAUACCAGCCUACGCCAAUUGGUUCAACUCAAGAGGAAAAGGGAGAAGCUAGAAAAGAAGACCUUCACUAACAGCGUCGCGCCAUCGUCAUCACCUAACACGGCCUCCACCAAUAACCCCGCUGCUGAUCACAUCAGUACAACGCCAAGGAGAACUACGACAGUAACAAGUCCCCGGGCGAGCUCCGUGCCGAGGCGUGCGAGCUCACUCGGGAGAACGAGCACGGCAGUGCGUCCGUGAACUUGGUAGCCAAUCCGCCACGGUUCAAAAAGGCCUUUUUUGACGCUGUUGCUUUUUCGAGGGCGUCCGUGCUAAAGCUAAACGCGACGCCCAGGCGCAGGCCAUGGCCACUUUUGCCGCUCAGUUCACGGCAGCAGCUGCAGAGGCGCCAUCUCACUUACACGCAUGAAGGCGCUAAAAUUUCUCACGGCUUUAGUAGGAGACCAAGAAAAGGGCUCGCACUCUCCUGCUGGCGGCUACUUUUUCAGCGUGCUUGGUCGAUUAAAGUGCCCCGGGGGUAGUUCCCUGGUCGCAGAGGCUGACUCUGCUGAGAUUCGGAGUCGCGUCACCAGGCUGCGACGUCACGGGAAGUCUGCUCAUGGGCCUGCUCUUGGGUUACUUCUGGAAGAAGUUGCCGACGUAGUUCAAUACGAUCACGAUUUUGCCGCAGUGGGUGCUUAGUGCUGCUCUCUUCUUCGGUGUCAGACGUGCAACCCCAUUCGUGUUGACCAAAUUUGGCGGCCUUGCGUUGCUGACGGGUUUCGUCUGGAUUGCGAUGGUCUUUCCGACGGUAGCGGCGCUCUUUGCGACUCUGCUGACCCUCCCGAGCUAGCUUAUCUUGUGAGUGAGUUUAUCCCAUCAGGCAAGAACGUCUAUACUGAGUUUUCGGGUGAUUUCGAGCACAACUCUAGAGGCAAGAGCUUCGCGCUCGAUCUCUCUCCUUACAUAAUAUGGCGCCCCAACUUCCAAAAGGGGAUCCUCGUGCGAUGCCUCUGCUUGGAAAAGGGUCGAACUUUUGGGAAACUAUGCCGCACAAGACCACUCCGCCUUUAGCUUUAGCCGCGGGCGGAUCAUGGGAGGGCGAUUGCCUGGACAGUUUGGAGCUGCGUUCUCGAUUAUGAAAACGACAAGGAUGGGCUGCAGCAUUUGAUAGGUUGCGACUUAGCUUACCGGAAGCUAGGGCUCCGCCCCAUUUACGACGGAUGAAGGACAGCGUGGCUCCGUACGACAAUCGCGGCAAUGUGUACAGUGGGCCACUCCCGCUCCAAUGGGUCUGAACCUUAUCCCGCUCCAAUUCAAGGCUGUGCGUCGUCUAUCUUUCACCCGUCGGGCUUCAACUAAUCUCCCCCAUGUCCAUAACAGAACUCAGCUAGCGAGGCGCCAUAGCGUGGCGAGUCAGUGCGCCAUCGCACUUUUUCGACCUGCGGCGCAAGUCUGCCGGAGCUUGGUUGGGAAUAUUAUCGCUGAGCAAAGCGCCGCCUGUCUCUGAGUGUGGGCGAGCAGCUCUCUGAGGGCAAAAAUAGCCUCUGGGCGCAGCUUCACAAACCACAAAAACUGACGCCGCCCCCUCUUUGCUUGCAGUAAAGGGGUCCUGGUGGUUGUAGGUGCGUUGGUUAAUUGUUGACAACCCUACAGAAUUCGUCUCCUUUCUCACGUUCUUCACUUAUUUCCUUCACCGUUAUCACGUGGCCCCGUGUUUAUUUCGCCUUUAUUCCGUUCAUGUAGUUCUUCUACUCCCUUCUGAUUCAGAUAAGUUUCGCAGCCUCCUCUUCGGAGCAAACGAAGCGCGAUGGCUGACCCAGCAAACUUGCAACAGCCAUUAGCUGACGCUGUCCAGCAGGUGGGCGCGGAGAUAGCGAAUCACCGCAGUGCCAUCAACAUUGCUCCUCGCAUUCACCGACCCCCAGACGUGAAGGACUCUCGGCGAGUCAGCGACGCCGUUCGUCGCCACAAGCCGCAAGGCAGUCUGGAGACACUGCGCGGCCCCAAGGUGAAGCACUACAAGGAUGACAGAGUAGAAACGCCCACCGAGUCCGUGCUCUACUACCUAGCAGGUGCUGGGCGCGAAGGAAGCCCGUUGCCUCAAGUCAAUGAUAGUCAACUCGCCAGGGCCAUCAGUCUCCCCAUGAAAAAUCCGCGACGUUCUCGAAAAAUAUGAGGACAGUCGCGACGAGUGGGAGGAUACGGCCAGGAAGGCUUGGCGGGACUCCUUCUGCAGUGCAGAAGUGCAUGCUCUUGAUCGCGCUCUUCCUAAUGGUGGAGGUCAAACAACCUCCCCGAACAGAUUGGCCGGCUUCAUCGUCGGCACCUUUGAGACGGACGGCAGCAGCAACGCCACGACUAUCGAGCACACGCACAGCACUAGCAUGAACAGCAUGGGCGUCGUCUCGCUUUGUCUUCCGUGGACUAACAACAACAGCGACAAAGGGAGAAAGAACAAGAAGGAGAAAGAUGACGAUGGCAACUACAGUAGUCGCGCCCCCAAGGUUUGCUGGCACUACUGCAAAGGCACCCCGUGCAAGAGCGACGCGCUUAAUAAAAGUGGCUGCGUCCACUGUCAGCGGGGGCUUCACCCUCGUCAGGGUGAACUGUCUGAGCAAGUCAGACGGCGAAAAUGUCCGCCGUUUUUCGCUGGCGAAGAAGGCACUUGCUGGCCUGGGUUUCGAGUCUUGGCGCAAGAGCAAGGGUAAGCAGAAGAAGUCCAAGAAGGACAAAGCGGAGGACGAUGACGACAAAGAGCGCAGUAGUUCUUCUAAGUCCCGUCUUCCACGCCGCUACACAGUGGCUAUAGUUUGCUCAAGAAUAGAGCAUAACUAUCAGGCUGCAGCUUUCUUAUAUUCCCGAAGAUUUCUAGUCUGUCAGUCUGUCAACAGUAAAGAUUUACUUUCGUCACAAUGAUCAGUGCCGUCUUCGUUGUCUAUCAAUUACUCUCUGACUAUACUGUUACUUUUUUGCUAUCGUUUUUAUUUUGCGUACCUAUUUCCCUUCCAAUUUGUAGGGCAUUAUAAUUAGCGACCGAGCCGCCGCUUUAAUUCAUCGCUUCCGCUUUCUCGUUAUUAUGGUGCUUCUUGUUAGCAGUAGUCUGUAGUCCCAUUUUGCGUGCUAAAACGCGGGGGCGGGGCCCAAACCUCGCGCGAAAACGCUUAGGAACUGGGUUGGCCCUCGAUUUAGCACAAAUUUAGCAUCAUGUGCGCGACCACAUGCAAGACCACAAAAAAGGCCCCGCGGCUGCCGGGUUCUCGCGGGCCUUUGUUGGUUUGGCUCUUGGUCAUGCCAGGAGAGGCGCUAGCGGUGGAAGGGGCGCUCGGCUUGGCUCUGUGGCUGCUUCUUGGACUUGCCUGGUCUCUCUGCUGAGGUAUUCGCGCCGUGGUGGGUGGUGGUUUCUUGGGUUGUGUUCUCGCUUUCGAAGGUCGCCCAAGCCGUGAAGCGUUGUCAGGUGAGCAGUGCGGCGGAGGGGGGCACGUCGGCAGGGUCUUCGGGUGUAGGCAAAUUGCUGAGAGGAGGCGCCGAGGCUUUUGCAGUUGUUGCAGGUUCCCAAUCCAUGCCCAGGCUGCCCCCGUUGGUUCUGGUGUGCGUGUCAGUGCGGGCGGUACUUUGGCUGGUGGUAGGGACGGGCUCUUGGGUUGGUUCUUUUGGCGGUUGUUGGGGGGCCGUGGGGUGGGCGGGGCGGCGGGCGUGCGCCUGGUAAGUUUUGGCGCUUUGCCGCAAAUUUACCAGCUUUUUAGCAGAUGACGCAGGCGGCUGGCCUCUGCCUGAUAGCCGCAGGCCGCCAGGGGCCUGGCCCUUGUGCUGUCCCACCGAUCGACUCCGCCAGACAGUUGCCGCGUAGGGAAGGGGCCGGGCAUGCGGGGCCACGCAGUGGCGGGGGAAGCGCGUGCAGAGGGUGGAAGAUUUUAGUGGGGUGAGUGCUACCAGGCGCUUAAGUCUAGCGUCAGAAGAUCAACCUGAGACAGAUGCUGAUGAUGUUCGUGAAGAGAACAAAAGACCACGACCGUGGGGCACAGGACUAGUAUUGGAGAUGAGGCUUACUAAAAAUCCAAAUUCAGUCUCCGCAGGACUCUCCUUUCUCAGGAGGAACAAGUUUGUUAAAGCAUCUUCACAUCCUUGGUACUACAUAUGAUGCUAUAGCUCUUGCUACAAGUUGUAGGCUGUCAGGCAAGAUAGCAACAGGGACGCAUGCAUGCUAAGCCAUCUUCUUCACAUCUGCAUGAGCAUUUACUACAGUCACACUAGCAAGAACAUCGGUAAUUUCCACUGAUGACUUUCAAGAGCAACUUCGACAUGAGUUGUUUGAGAGAUCGCAGCAGUCACUUCUUGUGAGGAGAAGUGCUCCUCUUGUACUAAUCACACAUAGAGGACACGAUAUGAUGAUGGCAGUACUUAAGUACUCAAAAA
Molecule: messenger RNA, 5522 nt
Organism: Amoebophrya sp. A25
Lineage: Eukaryota; Dinophyceae; Syndiniales; Amoebophryaceae
Source: the annotation of a GenBank genome assembly